This is a messenger RNA of Amyelois transitella, 5371 nucleotides long. It is a transcript of the gene SMC3, whose product is annotated as structural maintenance of chromosomes protein 3. The coding region runs from base 83 to 3694 and encodes 1203 amino acids. The record is from RefSeq and is a predicted model, not a curated record. Gene Ontology annotation, biological process: mitotic sister chromatid cohesion. Gene Ontology annotation, cellular component: chromosome. Gene Ontology annotation, molecular function: ATP hydrolysis activity; protein binding; cohesin loader activity. The transcript has 23 exons. Lineage: Eukaryota; Metazoa; Arthropoda; Insecta; Lepidoptera; Pyralidae.
AUAUUUAUUUGGCGUGACAACUAGAAAUGGCGGUCAGCUUUUCUAAUAAAUAAAUUGAAUAUUUGCAUUUAUUUCUGUGAAAAUGCAUAUAAAACAGGUCAUCAUCCAAGGAUUUAAGAGUUACAGGGAGCAAAUUGUGGUUGAACCGUUUGAUAAACGACACAAUGUAGUGGUUGGACGUAAUGGUUCUGGAAAAAGUAACUUUUUCCAUGCCAUCCAAUUUGUACUUAGUGAUGAGUUCUCUCAUCUCCGGCCAGAACAAAGACUUGCUCUUCUCCAUGAAGGUACUGGGCCAAGGGUUAUAUCAGCUUUUGUGGAGAUUAUAUUUGACAACUCUGAUAACAGGAUUCCAAUUGAAAAAGAUGAGAUUUUCCUUCGUCGUGUCAUAGGAUCGAAGAAGGAUCAGUUCUUCCUUAACAAGAAAGUGGUGCCACGCUCUGAAGUUCUCAACCUUUUGGAGAGUGCAGGCCUCUCAAAUUCCAAUCCUUAUUAUAUUGUAAAGCAGGGCAAGAUUAAUCAAAUGGCUAUUGCACCAGAUUCACACAGAUUGAAGCUGCUGAGAGAAGUAGCGGGCACUAGAGUGUAUGACGAGAGGAGGGAGGAAUCGGUGGCUAUACUCAAAGAAACUGUUGGCAAGGUGGAAAAGAUCAAUGAAUUCCUCCAGACCAUAGAAGAACGGUUGAAGACGUUGGAAGAAGAAAAAGAAGAAUUAAAGGAAUACCAGAAGUGGGACCGGGCGAGACGCGUUUUGGAGUUCAUAAUACAUGACACCGAACAUAGAGAGAACAAGAGAAAGCUUGAGGAGUUGGAGAAAUUGCGUUCAAACAGCGGUAAAGAACAGCAACAUUACGCCGACAUGGUGAGAGAGGCGCAGGACCACGUCAGGGAGGCGAACAGGAAAUUGAAAGAAGCCCGCAAAGAUGUGGCCGCGGCUCGCGAGGAAAAGGAUAUACUGUCAACGGAACAACAACAGUUGUUGCGAGAGAAGACCAAGCUGGAGCUCGGCAUCAAAGAUCUGACAGACGACGUCGACGGCGAUAACAAGUCUAAGGAAAGGGCCGAAGCGGAACUGGAGCGUCUCCGCCAGCAGAUUUCGGAAAAAGAACGCGAACUAGAAGAAUUGAAGCCCAAGUACGAGGAGAUGAAGGCUCGUGAGGAGGAAUGCACCAGAGCGUUGGCACUGAACCAGCAGAAACGACAGGAAUUGUACGCGAAACAGGGUCGCGGGACACAGUUCACUUCCAAACAGGAUAGGGAUAGGUGGAUCGAGAAGGAAUUGAAGUCCUUAAACAAACAAAUCAAGGAUAAGAAAGACCACGAGAACAAACUGCGCGAGGACCUUCGCCGCGACGCGACCAAACUGACGGAACUGGAGAAGCGGAUUGAAGAGAUGACGAAAGAGAUGGAGAGGCAGCGGGUGGCCAUCGACGAGCACAACAAACAGUACUACGAGUGCAAGAAGAGGAAGGAUCAGGAACAGAGCGCCAGGAACGAGCUUUGGCGUAAAGAAACUACUCUCACUCAAAACUUGUCUUCACUGAAAGACGACUUGGCCAAAGCUGAUCAGGCGCUUCGUUCUAUGGCGGGAAAGCCAAUCUUGAACGGCAGAGACAGUGUACGCAAAGUAUUGGAAACAUUCCAAGAGCGAGGCGGCGAGUGGGCCAAAAUAGCGACGCAGUACUACGGACCCGUCAUAGAGAACUUCACCUGUGACAAGACUAUCUAUACGGCUGUCGAGGUGACAGCGGGUAACAGACUGUUCCACCACAUCGUUGAGUCGGACACGGUGGGCACCAAGAUCCUGAAGGAGAUGAACCGGCAGAGUCUGCCCGGGGAGGUCACUUUCAUGCCAUUAAACCGGCUGCAAGUCAGGGAUAUGGUGUAUCCUAAUGACAAUAAUGCAAUAGCCAUGGUGCAGAAGUUGAAGUACGAUCCAAAAUACGCAAAGGCAAUGAAGUAUAUAUUUGGCAAAACUCUCAUCUGUAGGAAUCUAGAGUGCGCCACUGAGCUCGGAAAGCAAUUCCAUUUGGACUGCGUCACUUUGGAAGGAGAUCAGGUAUCGUCAAAGGGUUCGCUAACUGGCGGUUACUUCAACCAAUCACGCUCCAGAUUGGAAAUGCAGAAGACUAGAUCGGAACUGAUGGAACAAAUCACAUCACUGGAGCAAGAACUCAGCACGUUGCGACAGGAAUUAAGCAAAACUGAGACGAGUAUAAACAGUAUAGUUUCGGAGAUGCAACGCACUGAAACUAAACAGGGAAAAGCUAAAGACAUAUUCGACAAAGUGAAGGCGGACAUCCGGCUGAUGAAGGAGGAGCUGGCGUCCAUCGAGCGGUUCCGCGGGCCCAAGGAGCGCUCGCUGGCGCAGUGCCGCUCCAGCCUCGAGGCCAUGCAGGCCACCAAGGAGGGCCUGGAGUCCGAGCUGCACCAGGAACUGAUGGAACAAUUAUCGACGUCGGAUCAAGGCAAAGUGGACGAGCUGAACGACGCUAUUAGGAGACUGACGCAGGAGAACAAAGAGGCGUUCAGUGCUAGGAUGAACCUUGAGGCCACAAAGAAUAAACUGGAGAAUCUGUUGACGAACAACUUAAUUAGGCGUAAAGACGAAUUAGUACAAGCACUGCAGGAGAUAUCUGUAGAAGACCGCAAGCGGCGGCUCGCGAACAGCAAAUCCGAUCUGUCCGCUUCGGAGAAACGCAUCAGGCAGAUCAACAAGGAGAUGGAGGAGGUGGAGAAGAAGGUGCAGGCAGCUGUGAAGAACGAGAAGGCUUUGAAACUUGAACUCGACAAGUGGCGGAACAAGGAAAAAGAAGCUCAAGACAAAAUGGAGGAGGACGCCAAGGGGCUCGAGAAAAUGGCGUCCAAAGAAGUGUUGCUACAAGAGAAAAUACAAGAGUCGUUGGACAAAAUCGCCGCUUUGGGAACGUUGCCGAACGCGCCCGAACUACACUCCAAAUAUCAGAAGAUGUCAUUGAAACAGCUUUUCAAAGAACUGGAGAAGGCCAAUCAGCACCUAAAGAAGUACAAUCACGUGAACAAGAAAGCGUUGGAUCAAUUCAUCAGCUUCUCGGAGCAGAAGGAGAAACUGUACAAGCGGAAAGAGGAACUGGACAUUGGCGGCGAGAAGAUUCGCGAACUGAUUGAAACGCUCGAGCACAGAAAGUUGGAAGCCAUACAGUUCACGUACAAGCAGGUGACGAGGAAUUUCACCGAGGUGUUCAAGAAACUAGUGCCCCAAGGGAGGGGGAGCCUCAUAAUGAGGACAGGCACCGAUGAGAGCCAGGAGGUGAAUCCUGAUCGUGCUAACGCUGAUCAGUUCACGGGCGUGGGCAUAAAGGUGUCAUUCACGGGCGGCGAGGGCGACAUGCGGGAAAUGAACCAGUUGUCCGGCGGUCAGAAGUCAUUGGUCGCGUUGGCGCUCAUAUUCGCCAUACAGAAGUGCGAUCCCGCGCCGUUCUACUUGUUCGACGAAAUCGAUCAGGCGCUAGACGCGCAGCAUCGUAAAGCGAUAGCGAACAUGAUUCACGAAUUGUCUUCCUCCGCUCAAUUCAUCACGACCACCUUCAGACCUGAACUGUUAGAGCAUGCUCAUAAAUUCUACGGAGUCAAAUUCAGGAAUAAAGUGUCUCACGUGGAUUGUGUUACACAGGAAGAAGCCCGGGACUUUGUGGAGGAUAGCGUUACGCACGCUUAGAUCAAAUUUUGAUACAUUUUUCAAGGAAUAACAAAUGUCAGGUUUGGGAACUGAUGAAACGCUCCCUGAAGAUUUACGAAGUCAAGAUUUUUUAAAGAUUUUAUAUAGCCCGACCAAAAUUAUUACAGAGUUGGCAAAAUGUACACAAAAAUUAAGCAUAACCCGACGCUUUUAUUAAGUCUGUCUUCUUAAUGGCUCUUUUACUAUUCAUCUUUUAAACAAAAGUAAUAGUGGACUAUUGUCAAAUCAUUUCACUCGAUAAUGAAAUAACUAUUUGGUGUUGCUAUAUAAAAGAACUACCGCCCUCAAUAAAAAAACAACGGUCUUAAUUUGUGGUCAAGCUGUAUAAAGAAUUUUAAAGAUGGUAGAUGAACGCUGCCAUGGAAGAUGCCGUCGAGUUAGAAAUGGAUUCUUCAUAAUCAUAAUCCUACUAAUAUUAUAAAUUCGAAAGUUUGUGAGGAUGUCAGUAUGGAUGUUUGUUACUCUUUCUCGCAAAAACUAGUGAACCGAUUACGAUGAAAUUUGGUAUGUGGGUAGCUGAAGACUAAGAAUAAAACAAAGGCUACUUUUUAUCCCAGAGUACUCGCGGGUUGAUAGGAAUUCCAUGCGGAAGAAGUCGCGGGCGGCCUCUAGUAAUUAAUAAAACCAAAAUGGCGGUGAUCCACGCACGGGCUUAAAUAUCAGGUCGCAAGUCCCCAGUUUCCUGUAUUGAUUUACAGUUGAUAAACGUGCAGUGUAUAAUGUAAAACUAAAGUAAGACACUUUGUGGAGGAUUAUAAGUAUACCGACACAGUCUGGGGAUGUUUUUUCUGAAAAUUAGUUAUUUUAUUUUUAAAUUUCAGAUAUGCACCUACAUGAAUCCGACAUUAGACAAAACUUGUGUACGUUUCAAAAUUGUGACUUUUAAAUAGGGAGAGUUGUGGUGCUUGUCAAGUACAUAAUCCUAAGUUUGAUAGACAUUACAAGAUUUUAAUUAAAAAAUGUACUCCAUGUAAAUUUGCAUUUUCGUAAUUUAUUUAACGAAAUGGUGUUGCAGUAAUAAAUUUUCGUGACAAUAUAAUGGCCGGCCUUAAUUUAUUUCUUAAUGAAUAAACUACACUAUCAAACACUACAAAACACAAAAAUUAAAGUUUGACAUUAGGAUUUUGAUGUGAAGUAACAAGUGACUGUCCUGAAGUAUAUUUCGUUUAGUUUGAUUACGAAUUUCCCCAUUCUUUGGCACAACUACAAAUUAAUAGAAUAUAUACCUAGUUAAUAUUUCCAUAUGUAGGCUUAUGUUAGUUUUAAGUUUAUAAAAUAUAAGAGUUAUUACAAAACUCAUUGGACAUAAGUACCACGGCAAGAUCGUGAAAAACGUAAAAAUAUUCGUUUUAUUUUUUCGUAAUAUGUUAAUUAUUUUGUCUUUAUAAUUUUGUAAUUAUUGUAUUUGUUUAUAGUGGUUUAUCAAGUGACAGCUGCACUUACACAUUGGACAAUAUAAAUCUGUAGAGAUGAUUAUAACAAUAUGAUUUUAAAGGAAUGCAUAAAAAAAUGGGAACCUACAAAAUUAAUGUUUGUUUCAAAUUGGUGACACAAUUUUUCUGAAUUGUGGUAAGCAUCACUUUUUAUGCUUUCAUAAGAUAAAGUGGUGCGUGUUAUUUAUAACUGAAUAAAAAUUCCAUUUUUAUAAGAAAAUCA